AUGCCGAGCAUUUCCUGUGCGGUAGUUGGCGCUGCCGGAUCGAGUCUGGUGGCCGUUGACGCGCCACCUACGUCGACCGUGAGAGAAGUGUCCGUCCUACUCAAGGCUCGCAGCCCGCUAGAAUUUCAAGACGUGCACCCGUCAAAGGUCAGAAUGUUCAGAACAGGUCCACGGGGCACAUACAUCUCCAGCGCGUCUUUCGAGCUCGGUCUUCUAUCAGAUUUCCUUGAGGCAGGAGAGUUCAAGUGGGCGAGUGAGUACAUUUUGUCGGACUGGGACGAGCUGCAUCACGAGGAGAACACCGGGAUCGCGCUCCCGCCUGCUACUGGAGGAAUCCAAGCCACGUCAGUCCAACUUGUGGCGCUGGUUCCGGUCAGGAAAGUUUCCUGCGCUUGUGGUCACGACGUAUUCGGGGUCGUUAUCAACGAGAGUGCAGCUGUCGCCGAGCUCAAGGAUGAAAUUCACAAUAGGAUGGCUGGAAUGGUCAAGCUUGUCAAGGCGAGCACUAGGCAUUCACAGUUAAAGCGUGGCGAAGUGACGGGGCGACAUACUCUUCAGGUCGCGAAUUUCCUUCGCGCUCUAGCUGCAAGUGACGAGAUUGACCCAUCGCGCACGAUUCGGGCCGUGUUUGGAGACCGAGGGAGCCGAGAGUGCGUUGACGUGCUCAUUGUUCCGUACAAUGUCGUUAUCUAA
Phytophthora sojae is the source of this 693-nucleotide messenger RNA. RefSeq lists its product as hypothetical. NCBI's taxonomy places the organism in Eukaryota, Oomycota, Peronosporomycetes, Peronosporales, Peronosporaceae. The record is from RefSeq and is a predicted model, not a curated record. The coding region runs from base 1 to 693 and encodes 230 amino acids. The transcript has a single exon.